AGAGAAAUGCAUAAUACGGGGAUAUUACUUAGCAGCCAACUUCAUAUCUCUUCAUAUCGUUCUUCAUCCAACUAUAGACCACAUCUUGAAGUCAUAAUUGGUCUCUCAAAGAUACGGAUAGAGAGUUCUAGAUUAAGUGAAGUCGUUUUUACAGAAGGAUUUUCCGACAACGUAUCCCAAUGGCUGAGCUUCCAUUAAUAUUUCCGUCACCUGAAAGGGAGACUCUAGAGCCUCAUCUUCCACCCCCAGCAACAGGUGUUGAAGAUGAUAUCUCUUCGUCAUCCGAUUUGCCGUUUGUUACAUUGACGUAUGCCACUUCGCUCGAUUCGGCCCUGUCUCUCGGACCGGGUAUCAGGACAGCCCUCUCCGGGCCCCAAUCAAAAGCCAUGACCCAUUAUCUUCGCAGCCGCCACGACGCCAUCUGCGUUGGAGUUGGCACAGCUAUUGCCGAUGACCCGGGAUUGAACUCCCGUCUCGCAUCGGAGUGUCCAGCUUUAGAAACUUCGCCCGAUGCUGCUACCGCGGGCGUUGGCGCGCUCUUAGGACUGGCUGGGAAAUCCACCGCCGACGACACGCAGCACACCUUCACCAGGCACCAUCCAAGGCCAAUAGUUAUCGAUCCGAAAUUGCGUUGGGAUUUCACUUCUGAGAGCAAGGUUAUGCGGCUAGCUCGGACAGGAAAAGGGAAGGCCCCAUAUAUUAUCACAGCUGUGCCGCAGCCGCCGGAGAGCAAAAGGAAGUUAUUGGAAGAUCUCGGCGGGAAGUUUGUAGUCCUAAGUGGUCCUAAAAGCCAGGACUCCGACACGGACUUAAGUAACCGAGGUUUCGAUUGGCACACUAUCCUCGCUGCUGUGCGAAGCGAGGGAUUGCGGAGCAUUAUGAUCGAGGGCGGUGGCGAGGUGAUAAAUUCGCUCCUUUCACACGGAAAUUCGCACCUAGUUGACUCGGUUAUCAUAACGCUUGCACCGACCUGGCUUGGCCAGGGAAGCGUCUUCGUUUCCCCUCUCCGAAAGACUAGCCCGGACGGUAAGUUGAGCGCUGUAGCUCGGCUUACCAGCACAGUCUGGAUGCCUCUUGGAGAAGAUGUAGUACUAUGCGGAAAACUUUUACCUCAAGAAUAAGCCCUUGAGCCACGAAUUAGCCUCCAUGAUAAACACAUCAUAGGAUGAUCCACCUAACUAACAGUUUUCUCAAACGAUCUUUAAUAAUUCAAUAUUGCUCGCCGGACUCGGAGUUGCUCAGCUAAUUAGACUCUAGCUAUUGUGGAUGUCAGUGGGCUGUUACCUACACUUGGGCGUAUACCUUAGGUAUUUAACAUCGCCUAUGGGCAACUAUUAGUCAACGGGACAACGAAAUUUCCCUUGGCAAUAAUUGGGCACAUCUCUAUGAACGGCGGGAUUUGCUUUUCUAAUUAAGAUUCUCGAAUAAUAACUAGCCCAGUGUCUCAUCUAUUUCGAAAUUCACCUAUCACCCAUCUAGACCACGGUAUUGUCAGCAAUGAUGAAGUGGAAGAUACAGGAAUGCAGUUAAUGGGUGCUUUAUGGGGGCAUGAAUACCAUGCUAUCUAUUCAAAUUACUAGCGGUUUACCGUGACACUUCAGGAACUAUCAUUUCGCUUCGCCCGUGUUGAUACCCAACACUUCCCUUUCUCUAUACACGCAAGCCCUCUACAGUUCCAAAUUGGCAAUUCCAUAUAUUCAGCGGCGUAGUUGAUAUACCACACGUCGUGGCACCAUAGAAACGAC
This is a messenger RNA of Annulohypoxylon truncatum, 1745 nucleotides long. RefSeq names its product dihydrofolate reductase. The transcript has a single exon. Lineage: Eukaryota; Fungi; Ascomycota; Sordariomycetes; Xylariales; Hypoxylaceae. Bases 180 to 1121 code for a protein of 313 amino acids. Gene Ontology annotation, molecular function: 5-amino-6-(5-phosphoribosylamino)uracil reductase activity. Gene Ontology annotation, biological process: riboflavin biosynthetic process. The record is from RefSeq and is a predicted model, not a curated record.